AUGGCUCGCUCUUUCGCUAACGCUAAGGUUCUUUCUGUUAUCAUCCUUGACGGUUUUUCCAACACUCUUGCAAGACGAGGUUACUCUGCCGCAACAGAAAGUGUAACGAGUGGAGGAGUGGUGUCAAUUGGAAACAAGAUGGGAGGCACAAAGUUAGGAGAAGAGAAAGGGUCUUGUACUAAUUAUAAGGUUUCAUGGGUUCCUGAUCCUGUCACUGGUUACUACAAACCUGAGAACAUUAAGGAUAUUGAUGUUGCUGAUUUAAGAGCUAAGCUGCUUCGUAAAAAUCUCAAGAACUAA
Molecule: messenger RNA, 300 nt
Organism: Vicia faba (fava bean)
Lineage: Eukaryota; Viridiplantae; Streptophyta; Magnoliopsida; Fabales; Fabaceae
Source: the annotation of a GenBank genome assembly